AUGAACACAGUGAAUAGCUCGACUGGGUUUUCCCCAUUCCAGUUAAAGACCGGUCACUCUCCACGCUUUGUGCCCCCUUUCUCUGAUGUGUCAUUGGUGGACGACACCUCAGAUGAAACUGCACAUGCCGCCAAGCUCUUCACGCGGCUGGAAACAGACGUCAUGGAAGCUCAGGAUAAUCUCUUCCUUGCAAAGGUUAACCAGGCGGCACUGACUAAUCACUUGCGCAGUGAAGAAAUAUCCUAUGCGGUAGGGGAUAAAGUCCUCCUCUCCACCUUCCACCGUCAGCAAGACUAUAUGCAACAAGGCGAUAACCGUGUUGCUAAGUUCAUGGUAUGCUACGACGAGCCAUACAACAUCCUCCACACGUACCCCGAAUUCUCUGCAUAUAUCCUCGACCUUCCUGCUUCCACCAAUAUCUUUCCGACAUUUCACGCCUCGCUCCUCAAACCCUGGUGCAAGAAUAAUGCCUCGCUCUUCCCUUCUUGCCAGCACAGCCAACCCGGCCCUAUCAUCACCGAUGAUGGUGCGGAGGAAUGGGAAGUCGAAUCAGUCAUCGACCACAGACCACGUGGUCGCGGAUUCUAA
Sparassis crispa is the source of this 588-nucleotide messenger RNA. RefSeq names its product Transposon Ty3-G Gag-Pol polyprotein. NCBI's taxonomy places the organism in Eukaryota, Fungi, Basidiomycota, Agaricomycetes, Polyporales, Sparassidaceae. Bases 1 to 588 code for a protein of 195 amino acids. The record is from RefSeq and is a predicted model, not a curated record. The transcript has a single exon.